CCCUAGACUCUCCUAUCCCGUCCCAUACCGGCAAUCGUGAUAAGCCAGAGCACUCCGAAGUCAAACCCGGGCCGAAACACCGCAAAGAAACUCGCAUAUACUGCCUACCUUCACACACGGAACCAUGGAGUCCAGGAAGAUGGAAACCCUUCUCGGGCUGACGCGGCGGUUACGCUCCAAGCUCCUGUCUAUGUUCCUCUCCUCCAGACCUACUAAAGCUGCUUCCCCCCUCCCCCCUCCCGAGGAGACCCAACCCAGCGACCAACAAGGCCUCUGCGGCGAGGCCCUAACUUUGGCUACUCAGCUCCACGGCCAGACGUUCCACCUCCCGGACCUAUGGAAGAUCUUUGCCGACUGGCCGAUGGCUGCGAGCCCGCACGCUGAGCGCCUCGAGAUCCUCGUCAACGAGAUGCUGGAGAGGAUCACGACAGACGAGAGGAAGCUCAAGGCCCUGAAGCGCGCAGACUUCGCCCGCCUCCUCUCCCUCUGGUACCCCGACUCAGAGUGGGAUGAGCUCGUAAUAGCCACAGCCUACUCGGUGUGGAUUUUUGUCUGGGAUGACGAGGUGGACGCUGGCGAUACCGAGGUGUCGACGGACGAGGAGCUCGCGCGGGCUUACUACCAGAAGUCGCUGGACGUGAUCCGCAACCUGCUCGGCCUCGUGCCGGGCAACGAGGAGGGCGCGCUGGACCUCUCGGGCAGCCUGGUGCUGCGCAGCAACAUGGACCUGUUCGUCGACGUAGGCAGCGGGAUGCGCCCGACUACGGACAAGCUCCAGCGCGAGCGCUUCUACCGCGAGCUCGAGAACUUCAUGAUCAACGUCGGCGUUGAGCACAGCUUACGCAUGCGAGGGGCCAUCCCGACCGUGGCCAGGUACCUCGAGAUCCGCUCCGGAUCGGUUGGAUGCGCCCCCCAGAUAGCCAUUACGGACUCCAUGCUCAAGAUAAGGCUUCCCGAGUCCAUAAUGGACUGUGCGGCCAUGAAGGAGCUAUGGAAGGAGACCGUGCUGAUAUGUCUCAUCCUCAACGACAUCUACUCGGUACAGAAGGAGAUCGCCCAAGGCUCGCUCUUCAACCUCGUACCGGUGAUGUACAAGAACUGCAGUCCGGAGACGCAGAACCUCGACACGGUGACCCGGCAGAUCGAGGAGACGCUGCGGGGGUCGAUGCGGGGGUUUGAGACGGCGGCGGCAGCGCUCGACGCCGAGACGGCGGGCGACGCCAAAGUCAACGAAGACGCGCGCCGCUUCGUCCGGUGGUGUCGGUACUUCACCACGGGCGUGCUGCAGUGGAGCCUCGAGUCGCAGCGGUACGGGAUGGCGAAGUGCGUACGUGAGGACGGGUCGCUCGAGAUCGUGCUAUGACCGCGCGGGGGGAGCAAGGAGGGAGACGUUCAGAGAGAGAGCAAGCGAGGACAGGGAAGCGCGGGGGGGCGUACGGAGUUGGACUGGGAAGGACGAGGAGGAAAUGUGCACAACAUCGUUACCAUCGGCAUCAGCAUCGGCAUUGUUUACACUCUUUUCGCGUUUUCUCUAACAUACUACUCUGCAUCCAUCUACUACACGAACACACCCGUACCACAACACAUUGUUACGGCUCACUCUUCCUCUCUCUCCGCCCCUCACAUUGUCACAUUGUCACAUUUACACAUUUAGUUUCACACCCCCGCAUACUUUGGUCUAGGAUAUGUCUGGUGUAUACAUGGAAUGUGUGGACGGGAAUACUAGGCAUCGGGAUCGGAUUGGGUCGUGCGGCUCUCUUUUUUCAGACUAUCUAUUUUUCCUUCUUGUUUACACC
Molecule: messenger RNA, 1796 nt
Organism: Durotheca rogersii
Lineage: Eukaryota; Fungi; Ascomycota; Sordariomycetes; Xylariales; Xylariaceae
Product: terpenoid synthase
Exons: 5
Coding region: 125-1363 (412 amino acids)
Source: RefSeq, a predicted model, not a curated record